GGUAUUUUUGUCCUUACGCCAUACUGGACGUGACUCCGUUUUGACGUAUGAAUCAUUCUUCCCAAGAUGGCGUUGCACCUGCUGCUCUGUCCGUGAUCCUUGUUGUUGUCUGCGUAAGAAAUCAAAGCCACAGAAGCGGAGUGCGAGUGGACCGGUGACUGAAGUAACUGCUCAAAUUGACAGGGAACCCACAAUGUCUACGGAGGAGCUGUCAGCUUCGGAUAGCGAGGCUGUCCUGGCCGGCACAGGGGAGCGAUGGGCACCGGUAGGCGCUGUGGCCAGUCCCGAGGAUGAGAGCGGGAGCAGCGGCCAGCCGUCGCUGAGAGUGUCAUCCUCGGAAACCAAGGAGGAAAUGGCUGCCAGGCUGGGGAAGCUGGAGGAGGAACAGGAACUGUUGAACUCUUCUCUUCUCGCCCUCACUUCGCACUUCGCUCAGGUUCAGUUCCGACUGAAGCAGAUUGUUCACGCCCAGAGCGACGAGAAGGAGAGGAUGCUGGUGGAUCUGGAGGAGUUCGCCUUUAGGGGCUGCCCGCAUGUUGUGGGUUGCAGGGCUCAGGAUGCCAAACACCUGGAGAACUCGGUGAGACUUUUACUCUUGAAAAACUCAGAUAUAACCACAGAGACCCCACAAACUCCGCCUCGAAAGAUAUGAUGUAGAAAACAUCCCCAUCGUUACUUCAAUACCGUUGCUGAAUAAAGUAAUCACGUUUUUCGGCCACAAAUUUGAUGAAAUUCUCAAUCCCCAAGUUUGAAGGAUUUUCCUGAUUUCUGUGAUACUGUCCUGUGACAUUUAGCGGUAUUUUUUGCACUUGUAUUUUUUCAAGUAUUCUAACAUUAUAUUACUGUUUCAUCUAUAUCUAUAGCUUACCUACUGUUAUACUGUGUGAGCACUUUUCUUGCAUGUUUCAUAAAAUUCCUUCUGCAGAAAGGGUUAGUCAGAAUAGGACGUUUCUCUGUACUGUGACUUGAUCAUAUAUAUGCUUUUAUGAUGAAAGUGGAGUACACCAGUCAACAUGUUUUAGAUAUUUUUAAUUUUAAAAAAUCCUCAUAUUAACUAUUACCUAAGAAAGACUUAACAAUAACCUGUACAUACAAAUGUAUGGUACACUGUGGGGUACAAUACUACAACACUAGUUGUACCACAGGGUCUAUGUAUAGGACAUACCCACACUUUUCUCUGUGUGAUUUUCUUCUAACAAUGUGGGGGAAAAGUAAACUACACUAAAGCAAUCUGUAUUUUCAUGGAUCUUGGAUAUAUUUUCACCACUUUGUAUUAUUUUAAGACUAGAUAUUAUUAACCAUUUUAAGAAGGACAACUGUCAUGAUGAUGAUAAUUUAUCAGUGGUUAGUUCCAGCAGUUCUUGUCAGCAUUCAGCUUAGUUGGACUCACUUUUAGUCACAGCUAUGAUUGUAGACAGAAAGGUUCUUAGUGAAUCUGCGUGGUGUUAAAGCUGCUGACAUUUACAGAUGUGAUUCACCUCAGGGCUCAAUGAUUCCUGAUCCAGGCUAAUUAAAGUGAGUGUGUGGCGUCACACUGGAGGCUGCUGUGCCCACUUCUGUUUUGAUCCCUGACAUCUCUUAUCUCAGUCAGACAAUGUUGCUUUCGACAACAAGUGUUGACUUACAGCCCUGCUCGCUUAAUGAAAAGGCCUGGAGCGGGUCAGUAUCUGUUUAAUGACGACUUCUGUGUACACAGUGGAGUCAAAGCAGCCUGCUUUUUUCCUGCUAUUGUUUGCUCCCCACCUCUUAACAUUUCUUCUUAGCUAGAUCAAAACCUUACAUCACUUGCAAUCACUGUGUACAUUUAUACCCCACCCUAAAGGUCUUUGCAUGUCAUUCUCUCUUGUUACAUGCUUUACAUGCAGGGGGAGCUGGUGAGUAUAAACCCUGAUGUCUCUUUAAAAUGUUUAAUUUGUGACGUAUGAUAAAACAACACGAUAACAAACCUAUGUUCAUUGAGAUCUGAGUACAUAAUGUCUUGUGUUCCUGUGGUCAUUCAGACCUCCCUGUGUUUACAGAUUAAACUCAUUGUGUGUGUUUCCUUCCCUCAGAGUGAGAGGGAGAAGCGGGAGCGCCUGGAGGCUCAGAGGGAAAAACAGAAGGAUCUCAUUUUCCAGCUGAAGACGCAGCUGGAUGAUCUAGAGCGCUUUGCCUAUCAGGAAGGCAGCUAUGACUCGCUGCCACAGUCUGUCGUCAUGGAGAGACAGAAGGUGGGACUGUGAUGUUAGAGGGUAUGACUCCAUGACAGCAUGAAAAACAAGAGCCCCAAUAGAUAAAACCAAGCUUCUGUUCUGUCCAAAUUAUCCCCACUUGCCUGUCAGUUAGGCUGUGCUCAUUAUGUAGUGUUUACAUGUGCCAGAUCAGGCAAAACAAGUCCAACUUCUGUUUUUGAAAUACCUCAGGCUGUAGUGUUAAAGAACAGUUCAGUAGUCUGGAAGCCUGUUUAAACAAAGCUCAGUAAAUCUUCUCUAUUUCUUUGAAAAACUCUAGACUGACCAAGAAAUGCUUAAUGACAGCAUAUGAAAUCUGGGUGGAGGAAUGCUCUAGCAAAGCCAACACCAGCAUGUUAACAGAACUACCUGAAUAGGUGUAGUGGUUACCAUAUUCACCGUCUGGCCUUAUUGUUUUAGUGUGCUAGUAUUUGGUCAUUUUCCUCAAACUUUCAUGUCUGCUUCUACACUCCAAAUUGGUGAAAAGAUGCUGCAAACCAAAGCUCUAAACAUUUUUCCCUAUGUUUUGAUUAUAUCCUCUCUAAAUCAAAUGUGUUCUUUAUUCCCAUUAAAGCAGACGAUUGUUAUGGCCCUGAUAGUACUUGCCAGAGCUUUCAUGAUACCUGCACUAAUCCCAAUCUGCACCAGUGGCCCAUGACACCAGCUCUGUUUUGUCUUACUUUAGGACAUCAAGUCCACGCUAAAACAUGUGUUAAAAGAAGCAAGUCCGUAUGUGUUGUCACUUUGCUCUACAUGGGGACAAAAGUUUGUCUUAGCGUUAGAGUCUGCUGCCCACACAAGCCGAAAUAGUGUCACAGAAGUGAUGUUAUCGUUCCUUCUGGCAAAUGGGUUAAAGCACUGUUAUAGUGGAGUGUUUGUCACUGUGUUAAUAGUUGAAUGAGAUAGUUUCUGUUAACCGCUUUUCACAAACAAAAAUCUUUCUAGAUAAUGAAAAGCAGAUCAUAGGUUGCUGUUGCGUAGUUCAUCUUAAAACGUCUGAAUAAAACAGUGCAAAAAGAGUCAGAAAAGUCAGAGAAGACUAAGAAACAGUGUAAAAUUUGAUCAUAAUCCUGCCAAAAGUUGUUGAAAUGUUUAAGUUCUGACAGAAUCGACUGCUCACACAGAGCCAUAUAGUUAUCAUAGCUUAUAAUGCCCUGAUAAAAAGUGAGUGAAUGCCAAAUUUGACUAUGACUGAAUUAUCCACCAACAUAAUAACCAUAGGAAAUAGAUUCUCUACCAGGGAGGAAUUGCAAUGAGUCACUUUUACACCCUUUAUUCUGACUGACAUUUUCAGGUCAUCAUUGACGAGUUGAUCAAAAAGCUUGAUGUCAACUUGAAUGAGGACAUUGGGAACCUGUCGCCAGAGGAGCUGAGACAGAGAGUAGAUGCUGCCAUCGCUCAGAUAGUAAACCCAGCCCGGGUCAAAGAGCAGCUGGUGGAUCAGCUCAAAACCCAGAUCAGAGACCUGGAGAUGUUCAUCAACUUCAUUCAGGGUACACACUGUCUCAGAGACAGAUCAGACUGUGUCAGAGUUUACAGUUUCAGCUUUUCAUUACCAUAAUUUGUAUGUAGCAUAAUUUCUUUGAUACAUUUCAGUAAAUAGCUUGGUUUGUUUUGUUUUGUUUGUUUUUUUCUGAAAAAGAUGAGGUGGGAAACCCUCUCUUAUCUGAUGCCGGACACAGCCAGCAGAAACAAGCAGCAGGUGCUGACAGCAGAACUCCAGGAGUGAAGAAGAAAGGUUGGUUAAUUCUUCAAAGACAUAUUAAUGGAAAUCCCUAUUGGUUAGAGAAGAGAUAAUAACAUCACCACUGUUGGUGCCUAGUGUGAAUGAAUCUGUUAAUGAAUUCCUCUGUCUUCUCUCCCUGCAGUGGACCCAGAGCAGGCCCAGAAGAUGCGGGAAACAGGCCUGCAGCUGAUUCAGAAAGCCCUUGCUGUGCUGCAGAUCUUCGCUGCCAGCCAGUUCGGCUGCGGACCCGGCCAUGUUCCUCAAAGCAUGUGGCCUCAAGAGACUUCAGGGCAGGACUAUGGGCCCCUGCUGCAGAAACUAGAGGCUGCUGUGGAUAAGGUGCGAGUGCUGGGCUCCUGCAGACAGCCAGCCCUCGAACACGUAGUCAACUACACCAGCAACACUUCUCUGGGACCCCGAGAUGAGCUCACGUCAGCUGUGAGGAAGGAGCUCUCAAUCGCUCUGAAAGACUUGUUGGCACAUGGCCUCUUUGCGCCCUCCCAGACCAUGAGCCUGGUUCUGGCCCCCAUUUCCUGCCUGCUGCCUUACAGACCUGCCACACAGAACAUGCACCCAUGGGAACUCUUUGUCAAAUUCUACCACUCUAAAAACGGGAAAGCUUUUGUGGAGUCGCCAGCUCGCCAACUAUCUCAGUCCUUCAGCCUGACUGUAGGUGGCGGCCCGGUGACUGUCACCCCUAAACAGUCUCUGCUGUGGGCCAUCCACACAGUGCUGAAGGAGCAUGGACGCUACAAACGAGGACCAGACACAGAGUUCAAAGCACUGGUGUGCAUGGCUCUGAACGAGCAGCGGCUAGUGUCGUGGCUCAACCUUCUGUGUAAGUCAGGGACUCUUAUCCACCCGCACUACCAGUCUUGGAGUUACAUGGCACAGACGGGCUUUGAAGGAGCCCUCAGGAUCCUGGGCCGCAUCAGCCACCUAAAAUUCAACCUCCCAGUGGACCUGGCUGUGAGGCAACUGAAGAACAUUAAGGAUGCUUUUUGAGGAGAAUCCUCAUGUUGAUAAUCAUCAGCUAAACACCAACAGCAUGACUUUGUGCGUGACGUGAUUAACCUUUUGAAAGGUUCUUUCAGUAGCUGCCCAUCUGAAGUGAAAUGUGUGACGUCUACAGUACAUGCAUGAAUGAUAAUGUGUACGUUUACGAUGCCAAAAUGUUGCUACUCAUACUGUCAACAUGCCUUAGACUGGAGCUAAGAUGACCUCAUUUUUAUUGAAGCCUUCUUGACCUUUCCUACCUGUUCCUCACAAAAUCAUUUUACCUGUGAAACAUGACAGAGCUCUCACCUGUGCCACAGAGAGUGACUGGAUAGUAAUCAGGACUGUAAUGUUGUAGCCACUUAUACAAUCUGAUGGAGAGGUGGUGAGCAGAGUAGCUGUUUCAAUACUGUGGCUUCCACACAGUAACAGAGACUGCUGUUAAGGAUGUGAUGGAGGGAUAAAUCACAUGUAGCAGAUUAGGUUAUUGUAGAGCAAAGACGCAGAGCUCAGGUCAGAUUAAAAUAAAAAAAAGCAUUUUACAGGGCUGGGUGAUAAACUGUACUGGAAAGAAAACAAUAAAACUAACAUCACUUAAGACUGGACGUUACCACUCAAAAUGGGAAGUAGAUCGAUGAGUGGUGAGAACUGUAAAAACAGCCGGCAGGACAGCGUAUUUAGCUUGCACUACAUUCCAGGUUGACUACUUUUUUGCUGCUUCUACUUUGUUUUUUAUUCGAAUGAUUUAAGUCGUUGAACCAGCAAGAGUUGGGAGUAAAACAAGCUGAGGAUAAAACUGCAUUGUUCAGCAUUUUUACUGGUAAUCAUUAUCAUCAUACUGGCUUAUUCUAGUUGGAGAGGAAAAAACCUCUGAAUGUUUUCCUGCUGGGAGAAACUUUGUGAAGGACAAACUCUGAAAGCAUAUAAGUGUAAACUGCAUUGUCAGUUGUAAUCAUUGGUGUAAUUCGGUGGUCAGUUUUGGCUGGUGAGGCAGAAAUCUCUGUGAAACAUGUUUCCUCCUCCUGACCUAGAGAAUAAGCUAACAUCAUCAUCGAUAGCUCAGCUUGCUGCCACUCUAGACAUCUUUCUUUAAAUAUAUUUGUAGAAACAUGUUUGAAUAUAAAAAUGCUCCUCAGUGUUUUACCAGUUUUAAUGACCUUUGAUUAAAAGACAAUAUAGUCUGAGAUCCUCUUUUGAUAGAAUCCCAAAGUUAGACUAAUGUACCUGCUCUUUUCUUCAUGCUAGGAUCACAAGUUAAAUAUGGUCGUAUUUUCAUUGGUUGUAUCGUUCGAUAAUAUAUUAUCCAUGUAAUUCUAUGUCACCCAGCCCUGAUGCUUCCAAGCAAACAUCAUUCAUCAUUUGUUUGACAUGAUACAACUGAACACGCUCUGGACUCUGUUUUAAAACCUCUGAAGCUGUUGUUUUGCACAUUGUGUCCGGCAUGAACAUACCGGUCCUUGACCCUGUAUUAUCUGCUGCUUCUCUCCUACUCCAGUAGAAUUUAAAUGAUACAGUGCUGUUUGUAUAGAACUUAUAACAUUAUAGCUUAGAUGUAACAUAACUGUUGGAUAUCGGGGGAUUUUUUUCUGAGAAAUGUAUCUUUUAUUUAAUAUAGCUUAGUUGCACAGAUCAUAUCGUUACAAAUUGAAUGUACAAACCACAAAUGCUAUUAAACUGAGGUCAGCUUAUAUCUGCUGUAUGCUUGUGUGGUCUGAAACCUCUGAAAAGAGAAUUGAUGAAGAUAAACAGUGCACCUAUAGACACAUUCCCAUCUGUUACCUGUCAUUUUAUUUAACUCUGCUAACUGAAACCUUGUGUUCUGUUUGAGCUGUAUGAAGUAAAUGUAACUCUUUAUUUCUGCUCUGAUUUUCCCAUUUUCAUUGCAUCUUGUUGAGCUGUUAUUUGUGAUUUAUUUAAAAAAUGUUAAUUUAUUGAAAAGCAUAUUUUAGCUGAUGUAGUCACAACAUGCUGUAACACUAAGUCAUGUAGCUGGGAACAAUUAACACACUGAAUUAUUUAGAUUGUGCUAUUUAUGUUGUUUUUAUUGAGUUGCCCUCAUCACAUAAAAAUACAGCAGCUGUUAUAUUUCAGUCUGUUUUGUUUUUAUCAUGGGAAAUGCAAAGCUACAGUUGUAAAACUAUUUAAACAGUAAAGGAAAUGUUUCGCUGUUUGUGAGUGUUUGGCCCCAGGGCUCUAAAUAAAUCAAGAAAAUAAACUUUGGCUAUGAACAUUUAAA
Molecule: messenger RNA, 7168 nt
Organism: Xyrichtys novacula (pearly razorfish)
Lineage: Eukaryota; Metazoa; Chordata; Actinopteri; Labriformes; Labridae
Source: the annotation of a GenBank genome assembly